Necator americanus (New World hookworm) is the source of this 663-nucleotide messenger RNA. RefSeq lists its product as uncharacterized. Bases 1 to 663 code for a protein of 220 amino acids. The transcript has a single exon. The record is from RefSeq and is a predicted model, not a curated record. NCBI's taxonomy places the organism in Eukaryota, Metazoa, Nematoda, Chromadorea, Rhabditida, Ancylostomatidae.
AUGGAAAAGAACAUCUGCUAUCGGCGACAAAGGAGAAAAGAAGUCGUCUACGGCGAUUGCCUACUCCAGGACUGCUUGUCCCAAGGUGACUGGCACAUGGAGGAGGACCCAAACGUGGAGUACGAGAUGCUGCUCAGAGGAUUACGAGCCUGUGCUGAACGUGCCUCGAAGCCGCGCACGACAAACUUGGAUCGAAUUUCGAAGACCACCAAGAAAUUGUUGGAAAGAAGAAGGGCUUUGAGGCUUGAUCCGAAUGCAUCGCACAUUGCACGGUUAGUAGCAAACACUAGCUGCAGAAAAGCGUUGCAGAAGGAUCUUUUGAAGUACAGGAAGAAGAAGAUUUUGGAAGCAGCACGAAGAAGAACGAGUCUAAAGAAGUGCCGCAGGGAUCUUCGCGAAUAUAACAUUCCGCUAGCAGCCUUGCUGAGCGAAUAUGGGACUCGCACGUCUUCUCGUCGUGAGAUGGAAAUCAUUACGGAGAGGUUCUACUCGAACCUUUUCCGUUCAUCAACCCCUGUGUCAAGCCCAAUCAUCCCCACUGGCGAAGCUCAACCACGGAUUCUCCCUUCGGAAGUACGAGUCGCUAUCAAGAGCAUGAAACCUGGCACAGCCCCCGGACCUGAUUUUAUAUCAGCAGACUUUCUUCGGGCUAGUGGCCACUAG